Messenger RNA from Rhizoctonia solani, 1785 nucleotides. Its product is annotated as kinesin motor domain protein. The record is from RefSeq and is a predicted model, not a curated record. Gene Ontology annotation, biological process: microtubule-based movement. Bases 1 to 1785 code for a protein of 594 amino acids. Lineage: Eukaryota; Fungi; Basidiomycota; Agaricomycetes; Cantharellales; Ceratobasidiaceae. Gene Ontology annotation, molecular function: microtubule motor activity; ATP binding; microtubule binding. Gene Ontology annotation, cellular component: spindle; microtubule; kinesin complex. The transcript has 13 exons.
AUGUCUCUUUCCGCUGCUGCAAUCUCCAAAAACUAUGAUGCUUUAGCCCAGUUAAUCUCGUCCUGGGUCGAAGCCAAUCCCCCCAACAAAGACAGAGAAGUAAGUGAAGAGUGCAAGGAACGAGCAGUCACGAUCGCGCUUCGAACGCGUCCGUUUCUCAAGAGCGAGGGUGAAGGAUUGUUGAGUGGUGUACAUGCGAGGGGGAAGAAUAUGUGGGUGCAUGUGCCUAGUUCCAAGUGGAGUGGUCCAACAAUUCAACACAAGCCGUUUGAGGGUGACUUUGCGUUUGGUCCUGAAAGUGCGAGUGAGGAGGUUUAUGAGCGGUUGGUCGUCAGACCGGGUAUAAUAGACACGGUGCUUGGAGGGGGAGUAGGAUGUAUCCUUGCAUACGGACAAACCGGAUCGGGCAAGACGUACACGAUCUCGUCUCUGGAGGAGAUUGUUUCACAUGACAUUUUCCCGGCCGCUGAAUCCUAUGCGUCCACUCAUUUUGCCAACUUCCCUACUGCCCCAAGGGACGUGUUUGCGGUAGGGAUCAGCAUGUACGAGUUGCUCGGGAACAAGGUCACCGACUUAUUGGAUAGGGAUAGCCCGGAGGUGGAUAUAGCCGAAGACAAGUUUGGAGGCAUCAAAGUAUCAGCCAAAGUUAUUCCUGUAACUGACGCAGAAGAAUUGGCCAAGAUGAUUGCUACUGCCGUGUCUCAUAGGCGAACCUCCACAACGCUGAAAAAUGAAACGUCUUCUCGCUCGUAUGAUUUGUCUUUUUCAUUGCAACCUGGGCGUUUGGUUUUGGUUGAUUUGGCAGGCUCAGAGCGCGCGGCGGAUAGGACGGCACAUACUAAGGAGUUGAUGAAUGAGGCUCGACUAAUAAACACCUCACUCAUGGCCCUGAAAGAUUGUGUCCGGGGUCGUGCAUUAGUCGAAGCUGAGCGUUCGAAGAGGGGUGACGUCAAAAAGCCUGUGUUCGACGUUGAAGCAACCCGCCAUUCCAGGACAGUGAUCAUCGCGCAUGUAUCCCCGCAUUUAGCUGAUGCGUCACACUCCAGCAAUACCCUAACAUACAUUGCUCCGUUCCACGUAACCGCGACUUCCCAAUCGGCCGCUUCCUCCACAACGUCUCCAGCAACAUGGUCAAACGAAGCUUUCCGCACCUGGGUGACUAAAACUUCCUCAAAAAUUGAUUCUGAGAAGCUUGUACCAUUCGAAUCGGGAAAACAAAUGUGCGAAUUAGAGGAGAGUGUGUUCAUACAACGGUGUUUGGACUCCCAAAACGAUGGGCUAGACAAACCGUUGACAGAAGCUGGUGCAAAAGCGUUUUAUGAUAAACUAUGGGGAAUGGUGGUUGAGGCAAAGCGAAAUUCACGGCCCGAGGAGCUUCGGACUUUGAUGUAUAAUCCCCCUUCGACCUGGUCGCAUUUUCAAGUUAGAGAUUACAUAGAGAAAGAACUUCCUUCGGUUGACCUUGAUAAGCUAAUGCCUACUAUGGCGCCUAACCCGAGGAGGGGAAAGGAUUUCAUCAACGGCAUGGGAGAGGCAGAGUUUAUCCUCACUGUGACUUCUUCGAACAAAGACGGCGAGGCUGUGAGUAUAGAACAUGCAAAGGGCCUUCACACUAAACUAUGGAAAAUCGAAAACGAUACUUGGAACGCGUCUCGUACCGAGGCUUUAACUCAACGGGAUCCUAACGGAGGAAAUGGUGCAUAUGAUGCAUUCAACGAGGAGCGGCUAAAUGACCCCGCCAUAUAUGCACUUGUUUACGGGAGUCAACCCCCCCCCCCUAGCUAG